Messenger RNA from Stylophora pistillata, 1827 nucleotides. RefSeq lists its product as uncharacterized. The record is from RefSeq and is a predicted model, not a curated record. NCBI's taxonomy places the organism in Eukaryota, Metazoa, Cnidaria, Anthozoa, Scleractinia, Pocilloporidae.
AACAGAACCAACAAAUAGUAAAGCAAAGUGUUCUACAUGCAGUUUAGACAUUAUUUAAGGCAAACACCAUGAACUGUUUUCUCUCACCACAGCGUAUGCUAAAUGUUUUUCUGUCCACAAAAAUCCCCGUAAGUAGUAGCAGUUACCUGUGCAAUCGCCAUUUAGAAAAGUUUCAGAGCAUCAAAUAGCAAACUUCCUGGAGACAUAUAGAAUUUAUUCAUUUCUUCUCACAACUUUACUUUCUAUAUCUAAGACCAAAGUUACGGUCUUCCUCAAAUUUCCAGUUUCACUAAUAAGACAGUCCACACCCAAUUUGAGUCGUCACGGUCGUUUACCCAGCUGCUUCUCAGCUAAAAUAACAAAACACAAUCUAAUGUAGCAAAGUAGGAGUGGGUUCCGUUGAAGAACAUUAGCGUUCUUUAGAGCUAUUAGCUACUACAAUGUUUAUUUCGAAGUCCUAAUAUACAUUUGUGCUCACCUUUUACUUUAAACAACACUAAGAAACCCGGGGAAUCACAUGUUAUUGAAUUAUCCUAAUUAGCACAACAACCUUCCGUGACUGAAAUGCCUGAAAAAUUAAACGUAACAUUUGAAGUGAUUGAAAGAAAGUAAACGUCUUCCCCAUGAGAGAGCUUGAGAUUUAAACGAAAAGGAGGCGAAAACUUACCGUUCUUUUUUUGAGAGUAUGGAAACUUGCAGGUAUAUGUAGAUCAUCACAUUAGGGUGAUUUCUCUGAAAAUUCUUGUCUAGAUAGGUUUAAAUUUAUUUAUAAAACCUUCCGUAAACAAGCCUCAGUAAACAAGGUGAGAUUGAAUUCGAUUUGAAAAUGAAUACCAAAUUGUAAUUACACCUGGUAUAAAUAUUUUACCUAAAGUCUAACACGUAAUAUUCAGGAACCAUAGGAGGUCAGCUCACUAGCGGGAACGUGGAAAUCAAAAUGUCAUUCACGGUCCUUCUUUUGGUCCUUUUUGAAAUAGGGUACAGUUUGGCAGAUGGCCACUGCGAUGGCAUCGACCCUCAUAAACGGUUAGACUGCGGUUAUUAUGGCAUUACAAAACAGCAGUGCGUUGACCGACACUGUUGCUAUGACAACAGCGUUCAAGGCGUGCCCUGGUGUUUCAAAAGUAAAAAAGAUCUCGAAAACAAAUGUCAGUCCAUUGCUGUCCACAAACGCGCUGACUGUGGAUGGAUUGGAAUAACUAAAGUAGUUUGCCAAAGAAGAGGGUGCUGCUAUGACGAUCGAGGAUAUAACGGGGAAUCAAAAUACUGCUUUUAUCCUAGGGGCAGCAAAUGUUAUGGCAUUCCUCCGCCCAAAAGAAGGGAUUGUGGAUACCCCGGAAUACAGCGUGAAAAGUGUGAAAACGACAGAGGCUGUUGCUUUGACCACACAGUGCGUGGCGUUCCCUGGUGUUUUCAUGGUCAUGAGCGUCCGAAUCCCCCUCCAAAUCCUCCAACGAACCCCCCUCCCAGUCCUCCACUUAAAGUUUCUCCGGUUCCGCCUCUGAUCAAUUCCUUGAUUCCUCCCUCGAUACCUGCACCAAAGCCAUCUCGUUCUCCUACUUCCCCUCAGGGGUCAGGCGAGGAGCCAAUGAAAGAUGCGUAUGACGGUCUCAUCGACUCCCUACUCAGCGACGAAUAAGUUAUCGUUGGAAUGAAAGUGAACCGUAUCAUUUAAUAACGCUCUUAAAAAUAGAGAAAGCUGCCUGGAGAGUAGUCUUGUUAGGAUAAAUGGGCUAAUUUUGAGACGGGUUUAAGCCAUGAUUAAACUUGUGGCAUCAAACACAACCGAGAGAAGACAAAAAAUUGAAAUAAAUACUCGUUUGUUGA